Molecule: messenger RNA, 4948 nt
Organism: Ceutorhynchus assimilis (cabbage seed weevil)
Lineage: Eukaryota; Metazoa; Arthropoda; Insecta; Coleoptera; Curculionidae
Source: the annotation of a GenBank genome assembly
GCCUCGAAAGACGCGCGUCGCCGUCGCAGCGCGUCGGCCGGUCGCCGAAGAAGAAGACACGAUUUUUCAUUGGACCAUCGCAAGCGUCACACGUCGUUUUUUGGCGUCGCGACGACCAUGCGACGAUCGCGAAAUUUUCGUUCGCGGAAAAUUAAUUUUUUCGGCCGCGUAUUUUUAUUAUUUUUGGAUCGUUUUUGUGAUGAUGUGCUAUUAGCGAUCAAAUGGAGAAAACACACAAUUGCCACACUGCCAGUAUUGUUCCUGAUCCUCCUGCUGGGUCCUUGUGGGGGUGCAAUCGGUUUUACAGAAGAAACUUUAACACCCUGUCCGGUUUUUGGUCAGGACAAGUGCCGUUGCACCCCCGAUUUGCACGAGUUCCAGUGCCACGGAGCGGGAUUCACCGAAAUUCCCGACCUGCCGUAUUCCAUUAAUAAAUUAGAUUUAAGCAGCAACAACAUAACAGGCCUAAACGAGACGUCCCUCUGGCAUUACGCAAAUCUCGAAGAACUAAUCUUGUCCGAUAAUAAGCUGGAGAGUAUUCAUUCCAAAUCGUUUGCCAAAAAUACUCAACUGAAAAGACUGAUUUUACAAAACUGCGCCCUCAAGCAUAUUCCAUCCGAAGCACUGAUACCCUUAGUAAAACUGCAAACACUGAACUUGGCCAACAACCAAAUAGCAUCGAUAAACGCUGGAUCGUUUCCCGUGAUGAACAAUAUUUUAAUUUUAUUGCUGAAAAGAAAUCAAAUUUUGGACAUCGAAGAAACGGCAUUCAUCCCUUUGCAAUCUCUACGAAUUUUAGAGCUGGAUGACAACUUUUUGACGCAAAUUCCUCUGGCUAUCACGAAACUUCCAGACCUUCAAGAGUUGUCAAUUUCAGGCAACAGAAUCAAGUACAUCGCAGGAGGCCUAUUGCAACAAACCCCAGCCUUAGCCUUACUAGAACUAAAAGGAAAUCCACUUGUGGCCGUCGAUUCCCACGCAUUUUCCCAUUUGCCACGUCUACGAAAGCUGAUUCUAUCGGACGCAAAGGAAUUGUCAACGUUUCCCAACCUGAACGGCACCGGAGCUCUGGAAAUAUUGAGAUUAGAUAGAGCAGGCCUUACCCAUGUUCCAGCUUUACUUUGUAAUUUUUGUCCUAAACUUAAAAGCCUAGACGUUAAAUCCAAUAAAUUGGAUCGGGUGCCGGAUUUGAGCGAUUGCCGCGAAAUGAGGGUAUUAGAUUUGGCAAGCAAUUCAAUUAGAUCCGUCGAGGGAAAACCGUUCCAGGGCAUGUACCAAAUGCACGAUUUGUUAUUGGCUCACAACCGGAUCCAAUAUAUUCCGCACGAUGCUUUUUACAAUUUGUCGAAGUUACAAUUUUUGGAUAUGGAAAAUAAUCAAAUUUCUUUUAUACAUCAAGAUGCUUUUCUUUCAAUAUCGAAAAUUGAAGACUUAAAUCUAGGAAACAACGUGUUUCCCCACUUACCAUCCGCAGGCCUGGAAAAGUUACUGCACCUAAAAACCUUCAACAACCCGAAUCUUCGAGAAUUUCCACCGCCAGAAGACUUUCCCAGAAUUCAAAGCCUCGUCUUGUCAUACGCUUACCAUUGCUGCGCCUUUCUACCACUCAUACCGUCACACCCGCCUCCGGUAGCAAAAGACAUAAUCGUAUUUCCCGAUAUCGACGAUAUCGAUUUGAAUAUUUGGAAUAGUUCCGUGGAUCUUUGGCCGUCGCAGCAAAACAUCACGAAAAGUUUCGGGAGUAAGUUCGAAGCCAUUUGGGAGAACAUCCGAUCGGAUUUCACGUAUCCCGGAAACUUUCCAUCGUACAUGGAAGAGUACAUUUCCGAAGAAGACCUUCCCGUUCGUUUUCCAGGAGAUAGUUUACUUACAGAAAUCCCAGGAAAAAUCCAAUGCCUACCACUACCAGGACCAUUUUUACCUUGCCAAGACCUUUUUGAUUGGUGGACUUUGAGAUGCGGCGUCUGGAUAGUUUUCUUGUGCGCCCUUCUAGGAAACGGCACCGUAGUUUUUGUGCUGAUAUUUUCCAGGAGCAAAAUGGAUGUUCCUAAAUUUUUGGUUUGCAAUUUGGCAGCAGCGGAUUUCUUUAUGGGGAUCUAUUUAGGAUUCCUGGCAGUAGUCGACGCCUCAACCCUCGGCGAAUUCAGGAUGUACGCGAUCCCCUGGCAAAUGUCGCCCGGCUGUCAAUUAGCCGGAUUUCUCGGAGUUCUCAGCUCCGAAUUGAGCGUGUACACCCUGGCAGUGAUUACUCUGGAACGUAACUACGCCAUCACUCACGCUAUGCACUUGAACAAACGGUUAUCUCUUCGGCACGCCGGCUACAUCAUGAUUUGCGGUUGGGGCUUCGCCAUAGUGAUGGCCAUCAUGCCGCUGUUUAGCAUUUCGGAUUACCGCAAGUUCGCCGUGUGUCUGCCUUUCGAGAUAAAAGACGUGCCAAGUUUGACUUAUGUGGUUUUUCUUAUGUUAAUAAACGGAGUAGCUUUUUUGAUUUUGAUGGGGUGCUACUUGAAAAUGUACUGCGCUAUUAGGGGAUCGCAAGCUUGGAACUCAAACGAUUCACGUAUAGCUAAAAGAAUGGCACUUUUAGUGUUUACAGACUUUUUGUGUUGGUCUCCUAUAGCGUUUUUUUCGUUGACAGCCUCAUUUGGUUUACAACUUAUAAGCUUAGAACAAGCCAAAGUUUUUACAGUGUUUGUCUUACCUUUAAACUCCUGCUGCAACCCAUUUCUAUACGCAAUACUAACAAAACAAUUUAAAAAAGAUUGCGUAAUGAUUUGCAAAGCUAUAGAAGAAAGUCGAGUUACUAGAGGCAUAGGACGGUGCAGGCACAGUUCCAACUUUAGCAAUAGACAAACUCCGGCAAACACCAACAGCUUGGCCGAUAGAUCUUCAAGAGAAAAUCAGAAUCAUCAAAUUCCACAGUGCACGUGCAAUACCAAGUUGUUGGGUGACAAAACCAAGAAACCAAAACCACCUCCGAGGCUGGAACGACAACCGAGUACCAGGGAAUGGUUGCUGGGCAAAGCGCGAUGGUUGCUGUGCGUCAGAAGACCACCUAGACGACCGCAAAACAAUGCGUAUACUUAUCAGAUUGCUGAAAUUCAGCAGAAGCAACACAAAAGGGCUUCGUCGAUGUCUUCUAGUGAAAAUUUUAGCUCUUCAAGAUCCGAUUCUUGGAGAAACAACCCGCACAACUGCGGCAUCCCCUUGCGCAUGCUAGACCCAAAACGAAGAGCCUCGUCGUGGGUGGUUACCCGCAAAACCUCCCAAGACUCAAACUUGUCCAGUUCCCGAAACGAUUCUUCGGGUUCCGCAACGACAGCGAGCACUAGCACAUGGAGAAUGUCCAGAUCCAGCGCUUCCAGCGAACCAUCUAGAAUAAUCCGGGUCAAACCAAGACUGACACGACAGUACGCUUUCCAUGACGAUCUGGAUCCACCUGGAUCGCCAGGAAGAUUAACAGUUCGUUUUUUGACUACAAUUCCUUCAGCUGCCGAAACUAGUAUGCUGGAAGAAGAACCACAAUCCAGUUCCGGAGUGAGUCCAGCCAAAGAAAACGAGCCGGGGCCGUUUUUCGCAAUCCUGCACAGUCCUGUGCCUCCUGUGGUUACGACUCCUGUUCGAAGGCAGUCAAUAAUAACUUUGCACCCUGUUUCGGAGGUUUUAAACAAUAAUAGUGAUAGUAAAGAAAUUUGUAUUAAUGGUAAUAGACGGAGUAGUUGUGGUAAUAGUAUAGUAGGCAAUAGUGGUACUAGUGGUACUAGUCGUUUGGUUGGCCAAUCGGAACGGCCGGGGCCUUCCAGCUGACAAUAGGAGUAUUUAAUGUAAAAUUUCGUGGUGCUGAAACUGUAUUUUUGCAAGGUGAUACCUAUACACUUAUUUAUUGUCUGAUGAUGUAUUUAUUUGAAUGUUAUUUAUUUUGAGAUUUAUAGAGGGUAUUUUCAUAGAUUAUUAGUGUAAUAUUGCUAGAAGUUUCUUUGAAAAUCAAUUGCUUGAAUCAUAUUUUCACAAUAUUGUCACAACUGCCCGCUUUACGGGGCUGACAUGGGGGGUUUGUAGCUUUGGGGGUUGAUGGAGAGAAACUUGCUCAGGUUAUAUAAAGAUAUAGAUAUAUAUUUUCCCAAAUAUGCCCUUACAUGUACGCUAAUCCUAUGAGAUGCAUGACCUUUCGAACACUGGGGUCCUUAUAGGGAGCCACACGUCAAUGCUGCUUGGAGGACUGUAGAUUAGUUUAUCGUCACCCUUAUGCCUUGUCCAGAGGGGCUUUCCCAAUGAGAGGUAAUUGCACUGGACAACGAUAAGGCUGAAGAUACCCAGAGAGGCUUUCCCAACGAGAGGUACUUGCACUGGGGAGACUUAAUUCCAGAGGGGCUUUUCCAACGAGAGGUACUUGCACUGGUUUAAGUCUGCCUUUGCUGCGGCUUGCAGCGCAAUUUAUAUUAAUUUAUUGCUGAAUUGCAAUAAACAUCCGAUCGAAUCGGCAAUUAAAUUGAUAGGGUUAAAUACCGGGUCCUCCUUUCCCAAGCAGCUAGUUGACAAUAUCAUCAAUUUCCUAGAUAUAGGUACUUAACAAUUUUUCCUUAUUUUCACUAAAUUAUAACUCUAACAUUAUAUUACUGCUCUAUAAAUGUCCAAAAUAAGAAAAAAGUUUCAAGCAAUUGCUUUGAAGAGAUUUUCAUACAUAUAGCAUAAGUUUUUGUACAUAAUAGUUUUGUAUUUAUUUAUUUAUUUAUUUUUUUCUAUUUUAGUAUAAAUAAAUAAAAAAGCUUCUAAGCUAAAAGUAAUAAAUAAAAGACUUUACGGUGAUAAUACUGGUAAUAUUAAAAGACUAUUUCCUGAAAAUAAUAUAUAAUAUUGUAUAAAUUAAGUAAAGUUCAAUAUAUUAUUGUAGAAGAAAAAAGUUUCAAUACUUAUAGUUAAUAAAAAUAAAUAAAUUUAACAGAAAUUA